Molecule: messenger RNA, 267 nt
Organism: Prorocentrum cordatum
Lineage: Eukaryota; Dinophyceae; Prorocentrales; Prorocentraceae
Source: the annotation of a GenBank genome assembly
GAGGAGAGCUCGCCAUGGGAGCUGCUGAGGUCGCUGGCGCCCGCCGACCGUGGGCACCUGGCACGCGUCGCCUUCGCCGUGGCCGGGCUCCUGGCGGGCAAGGCAAUGGCCAUCAUGGCCCCUCUGCAGCUCGGCCAGCUGGUGGACGCGUUGGGCAUGGGCGCAGAGUCGCUCCCGAUCGGCAUCCUCGCCGCAUACGGCCUCGCGCGCCUGUCGACAAGCGCAUUCAACGAGCUGCGGGCGGCGCUCUUCGCCACGGUGUCGCAG